Naegleria gruberi is the source of this 948-nucleotide messenger RNA. RefSeq lists its product as uncharacterized. The record is from RefSeq and is a predicted model, not a curated record. Lineage: Eukaryota; Heterolobosea; Eutetramitea; Acrasida; Naegleriidae. The transcript has a single exon. The coding region runs from base 1 to 948 and encodes 315 amino acids.
AUGCCAAUGAAAUCACCUUCACAUUCAAUCGAAUCCGAGGAGAUAAAGGAUCCAAUCUUUGGAGCUAAUUUUUUCGACACCCACCAAAAGAAGGAAUUGAUUAAGUACUUUGCUAAUAAUGGUUAUCCAUUCGAGUGGCACAAAUCUAAAACUCAAUUAGAUGAGGCAUUUGUUCAAUACUACCUUCACUUAAUGAAUGUCAAUCAAGCAAGAUUGAAUUAUCAUGGAAGUAUUAAUCCAAGUGAUCGCAGCAGAAAACUCUUGGAUGUUAUUGUCUGGGGUUAUGAUAUUACAAUUUGUCCUGAAGUUAUUUUCGAUUUGUGUACUAUUUUUGGAAAUAUUGGUGUGAAAUUAACGAUUGAAAAAUUGAAAACUAUUCCGAAUUAUAUUAACGUGGACAAAUUUGAAACUCUAAUUUGGAGCUUUAGAAAUUCCACAAUGGUUAUUUACUAUCUAGCUCAAUUAAUUCCAUACAUUCAAAAUAGUGAAAAUUUGGACUUGUUACGAAUUGUAGAUGGUCAACCAGAGCUAUUGUCAAGUUUCAUAUUGGAAAAUUACUGCGAUAUCACCUAUCUAGAAUCUGAAAAUAAUGGAGCUUCCAAAUUUGUAGUACUUUUGCAAUCAGAUAUUUCAAAUUCCAUUAUUGAGAGAUUGGCAAGAAAGUAUCCUAAACUUCUCUAUCAAAAAUCCUCAUUCAACAAUCAAACUCCUCUUCACUACUGUUUCACUAACAAGAGGAGAUAUCAAUUAAUCAAGCCGUUUAUUGAAAUUGCUCCAGAAACCAUUAAUUAUGAGGACAAAUAUGGAUACAAGCCUUAUCAUCUCAUUCCAGAAUACCUUGAUCAUGAGACUGAACUGAAGACUGCAGACUUUGGAUUGGACUUUUUCCAAAAUCAUAUUCUUCCAGAUUCACUUAAUCAUAUUUUAUUAGGAAAAAGUUUUAAAUAA